UAACGUACAAAUUAAUACAUCCAUUCAACUUCCUAUCACUUAUGAAGUAGAAGUCACGGUUUAAUAAAACCGCAAUUGAGUAAUAACAUUUGGCGUACUUAUGUAACACACCCGCGCGUCAGCUAAAUGAGAAUAAAUGGCUUGCUUGAUCCGGAUGAAAGUCAAGAGCAAUGAAAAAGGUGACAUUCUUAAAGCCAGCGCCUCGCGAUGGUGUUAAAGACAGUCGUAGACGUAGGUGUGCCAGUAAGUCAGUCACGCCGGAAGAUGGCAGCCAACGCUUGCGAAAACGUGCAGUCUUAAGUGAAUGGUUGAGGAAUGCCCGGAUAUAAUCACGAACAGCAACACUGACAGCAAGGCGAUCCACGAGCAGUCGGCUUAACGAGUCGCCGAACACAGGUCUUUUUAAGUAAUUCCGAUUCGUCUCGAUCGUCAUUUCUUGUGGAAAACAACGGCACACGCAACGAUAUCCGUCGCCUCUGGAAAAGUGGGGGGGGCUAAAGCUUCAUGGUCACCUGCCGGAGUAGCUCAUGGAUGAGGAAGAGCUCCAGACUGAUGAAGAGGUCGGAGAGACUGUGGCCGAUCACCGUUCCAUAGGUCACGUGUCCUGUCACCAUGGCCAUGAGGCGGGGCAGGAAGUCCCUGAUCAGAAUUUCAUGACCGACAAUCAGGAGGAAGACUUGGGACCUCAGGAACAACUAGUAGUCACCAUCGGGAGCUGUCCAUCUCUGUUCCGUUCUGGUGACCCCGCCCCUCUCGGACCCAGCCCUGCCUUGUUGGCGUGGCUGAGGGAGUUGGGGGAACACAGUGACCACAGUCUGCUGCCUCUGUCGCUGCACCAGGUGGCUGAGGCCUUCUUCCUCGAGAGAGAUUAUGAAUGGGCAAUCCGCUUCAUACAGCUGGAGAGGCUGUACCACGAGCGGCUCCUCUCUAACCUUGCCGCCCUGCAGGAGCAAUGGGAGAGCCAGUUCAGAGCCACUGGGUCACUGGAGGCUUCAUGCUCAGAGAACCUGGACACGCUGAUCGGCAUCUGCAGGACACACCUGAGACCUGUCCUCAAAUCACCAAAGCAUGUCACUGGUGGCAAAGUCCUCGAAGGGGAUGAGCCAGAUGCCAAGGCACACAGCGCAGGCGGCACCAUUGAGAUACCAGGACAGCUAAGAGUGGAAGCGGAGGUUUCCCCUGUACAAGCAGAGGGACGGGAUGCCAUCACAGCCAGGCAUGAGGGGGAGGGGCCUUGUUCACCCAGCCACACCCAUGUUCAGAGAACUGACACGCCCACUACAUCGGUAACUGAAAUGCCAGCUGGACGGGCUGGUAACGAGGAGAUCCUGCGCGGGGUGGCAGAGCAGGAGGGUUUCCUUGGUGACCUACUCGCGGGCGGCCGCUCGCAGCAGCAUGAGGUGAAGGGACAGGUGCUCCUCCAAGGUGGAGCUCUCUCAGCGAAUCUGGCAACCGCAAAUCACGCCCCCGAGGCAGGCAGCCAGGUGGACGGAACGGGAGAACAGCGGACCUCACAGGGUCACGACGGGCCCUUGGAAGCCGGAGAGGACGCUAUGGUGAUUAAUGGGAUCAGUGACAAAUUGGCUAGUGAGACAGCUUCCCCUGUGGUCAUAAAGACGGACCAGCCUGUGCCAAAGGAACAGGAAGAGGAGGCGGAGGCUGCAGAGGAACAAGCUGAGGUAGAGGAUAGUGAAGAGCAGGAGGAAGAAAAAGUGACAGAUGGCGAGGCUUUAGAGGAGGCCGGGGAAGACGGCCAGGAGGAGAACGGACUCGAAGACGACAUGGAGCAGGCAGAGGCUGGACAGGACUCCCUGGACGACCUGGCGAAGCGCAUACAGGUGGAGGAGAUGGCUCCUGUGGAUGGUCUGGUGUCCAUACUGAAGAGGAGCCCUUCCCAGGAUGGAGGAAUGAGCCAGGAAGCUGCAGACACUAAACAGACGUCCAAACGCAGAGUCCGCUUCAGGGAGCCGGAUGAUGAACUCGAUCAAGAUGAGGUGGGCGGAGCCUCUUUCCUGGUCCUCCUUGUCCUGUGCCUGGCCACCGUGGUAGUCAGCAUAGGUGGAACAGCACUCUACUGCGCUGUUGCCGACGUGACAUCCAGCGUGUGCGCGGACUUCUCCCAUAAUGUGGACUUCUACAUAGGGCACAUGCAGCGAGGCCUGGAGCUCAUAAAACACUGGCUGUGCCCCAGCUCCUAGUAAGACAGCAGAAAGAUCUACUAUUCCUUGUGUGUGUGUGUGUGUGUGUGUGUGUGUACGUGCGUGCGUGCGUGCGUUCGUGCGUGGCUGAUAAAGAACAGUGCACCACAGCAGUAAACACGGACCAACUGAAGCCUACACUGUGCCUGAAGAAUACGGACUCUCCUAACUCUACAUUUUAGUCAAGGGGCAGAUAGGAUCUGCAUCCAUAAUCUCCAAAGGAUCUCCCCAGGGCUUUGGACCAGAGUGGCUGGUAAAUCCUGUUUUUCAACCUGAACCACUAAUGAAGGACAGCAAUCCUCCAAGAGAUGGAGCCAAAAGCAAAGACCCACUGCUGACCCCGGCCCCCGGCCCAGAGAGUGAUUGUAGCAUUGCCGUUUUUAGCUGUCCUUGUUUCGCAGAACUACAAGAAAACCCCACAGGACAUUUUGUACUUUUAAGAUGCUGAAAGUCCGAACUUCAUAAUCACUAUGUCUGGAAUGAAAGCUAAAGAGGUGUUUUAAAAAAUAUAAGCAAUCAAAAAAGACAAAGGUAGGAUUAAAUGUAGCCUGGAAGUUGUGCUUCCCUAUUUUUUAUUUUAUUUUACGAGAAACGUGUGUGGUGAGGAUCACGCUGUAGGGACAGGAAAGCAAUAUGUGAAUCCUGCUGUGGUACAGAUAGCACCUUUGCUGCAAAGCUGCAGACAUGUUCUGCACUUAAUGGACUCAUUACAGAUCUGCUUUAGGGUUAUUACCUAUUUUAUUUUAUUUAUUUACUGGCCUUUUAUUAUUUUUGGCUAUCACCCCGUUCCUAGCCAAUUCAUUUGAGUCAGAUUUUGAGGUUAUUUUUGGUGUGUUUUAAUUUUUUUGUUUCCAGUUAUAUUCUUCAUUUUUUAGUUCUGAUUCAGAGUCCAUUUUCCACCACUGUAAAUGUGAUCAAGAUGUAUUGAUGUUGCAUGUUGCACAUAACCUAGGAUUGAAUCUGAAACCAAACUUGUUGCAAAACCUGGAUGCCACAGGAAGAUAAUGUAUAUGUGUCUCAUUACUGUUAUAAGUCUUCUGGCUGGAUCAGAAGGUGCCCUUCAUGUUUGUGUGUGUGUCAAAGUAUUUAUUUCAUGUACUAUCCAGGAAACUGAAUAGGAGAAUGUAAAUGCUUUGUUAUUUGUUGGGUAUGCAGAGACCGAUCAGCACGGGUCUUAAAUUUAACCCAUUGUGUAUGUACCAUGUGCUUCUCAAGUUCUUUAUGGGAAAUUUUUAUGGUUUCAUUAUGAUCAAAUCAUUUUAAUAGAGGUGACAUGGAAUCACAAUAACGAGGUCUUCAGGGGAGUUUCCCAUUGUGCCCCUAAGAUGACGACUUAUCCAAAUACAUAUCCAUGUGUUAUUGCUCAGUUUAGACUCUUGAAUUAUAAUGUCCUUGUCCAAUUUUGUGGAAAAUGUGGUGAAUGCAAUGAAAAUGGUUGAAAAUAUAGUACAGCAAUCAGAAGUUAUGAGUUUGUAUUUGGCUACAAAUACGUUUAAACACACAUUCUCAAAUGAAAUUGUCUGAAAGUGUUUGUCUUAAAGUAUUAUUUAUGAUUGUUUUUGAAAUGUUCUUUCUUAUUUUAGCUCUAAAAAAAAAUGGUAUAAUUGCCCAGAUGUCAAAAUAUGUAGUUUUGUUUCUAUUGUAAUCUGGAAAAAAAAUAUAGUGGGACAUUAUGUGGAUGUUUUCUUUUGUUUCUCCCAUUAGUUUGUUCACUUUCACCAUAAACAGUCAGGGUACCACAGCAUACUUGCACCCAGAAAUCCAGAACACUGAGUACCUGGUACAAGUGUGUUGGGUUCUGGGAGGGAGUCUCUAGGUCCCUAAGGACUAGGUUAAGAAACACUGGUACAGAAAGUCCUCUACAAACGAACCUUCAAGAUAUGAAUGUGCAUGUCCAAUAAAUUAAAAAUUGUUUAAAUAAUUGCAAAAUUAAAAAUUGUGCCGGAAUUUCAAA
Paramormyrops kingsleyae is the source of this 4152-nucleotide messenger RNA. It is a transcript of the gene cnstb, whose product is annotated as consortin, connexin sorting protein b. Gene Ontology annotation, cellular component: transport vesicle; trans-Golgi network; plasma membrane. The record is from RefSeq and is a predicted model, not a curated record. Gene Ontology annotation, molecular function: connexin binding. NCBI's taxonomy places the organism in Eukaryota, Metazoa, Chordata, Actinopteri, Osteoglossiformes, Mormyridae. Gene Ontology annotation, biological process: positive regulation of Golgi to plasma membrane protein transport.